AUGGCCCUUCAUCGGGCCGGUGAGGUGGCUCAUGCACGAGACGCCCUUCAAGCCAUUCGUCACUCGGUCCUCCCCGCCCUUCUUUGUUCUUUUUUCUUCUUGGAAGUUGGAGUUGGAUCGCGUCGGAGGCGGUUCUGGCGGAUCAAGGUGACGCCGAAGCUCAGAUUCUUUGCCGGAAUAAACUCACCAAAGAAGUUCUUCCAAAGACUUAGGGAUGGGUAUGUGAAGAUGAUGCUUAGAUUUGCAAACUCGAGGGUGUUCAUCUCUGGCUACGGUGGUGGUAGAAGUUACGGGUUUGGAGAAAAGUCGAUAGCAAUGAAGGAGUACGAUGAGAAGAUGAUCGUUGAGAUCUACAAAUCAAUGAUGGCUGAGGGAAUUUUACUCCCUCGUGAUGCUGCAAGACUCGCUUCUGUAACUACAACGGCAGCAGCAGUGGCAACACCCAUAGGCAUAGCUUGUUAG
Molecule: messenger RNA, 462 nt
Organism: Telopea speciosissima
Lineage: Eukaryota; Viridiplantae; Streptophyta; Magnoliopsida; Proteales; Proteaceae
Exons: 4
Coding region: 1-462 (153 amino acids)
Source: RefSeq, a predicted model, not a curated record